CUCACAGUUUCCCCUCUCUGACUUAGGAAACGUGGCCUUACCGACUGUCGGCAGCAGCAGCGGUCCUGUUUGUUGUAGAUGAAUGAGAAACACUCACCUUCAGCCUCCACGCGUCUGUCAGCCUCCAUCUCACCUCCAGCACUGCCAGCGGUCCCCUGAAGCCCUGAAGUCUCUGAAGAACCAUGUCUGAGGCUGAACAGCUCCCGGCCUCGGCCCCGGAGGCCGCCGCCGCUGCUGUCCUGGAAGCCCUGAACGCCACGGACUCCAACGGGACCGAGGCGAUCAACGCUACGGCGAAAUUCGUGGCCACGCCGGAGGGUACCGCGCUGGCAUACGGUAGCCUGGUGUGCAUGGCGCUGCUGCCCAUCUUCUUUGGAGCCCUGAGGUCCGUGAGCUGCUCCAAAUCUAAGGAAAGGAGAAUGAAAGUAUGCAAUCCUGACACGGACUCGGGAGAGAAGGAGCUUGGAGAAAAUGGUUACGAUUCUGGGUUCAGAAAUGGAUCAGACAUGCCAGAGACCAUCACCAGUCGGGACGCCGCCAGGUUCCCCAUCAUUGCCAGCUGUACUCUGUUUGGGCUCUACCUCUUCUUUAAGGUAUUUUCUCAAGAGUACAUUAACCUGCUGCUAUCAGUGUAUUUCUUCGGUCUGGGCGUCCUCGCUCUGUCUCACACCAUGAGCCCUCUGAUGUCCAAAGUCUUUCCUGCUUCUUUCCCAAACAAACAGUACCAGCUGCUCUUCACACAGGGCUCCGGAGAGUCCAAAGAAGAAAUCGUGAACUACGAGUUUGACACAAAGAAUCUGGUGUGCCUGCUCAUCAGCAGCGUGGUGGGAGUCUGGUACCUGCUCAAAAAGCACUGGAUAGCCAAUAACCUUUUUGGAUUGGCGUUCGCUCUGAACGGAGUGGAGCUGCUCCACCUGAACAACGUCAGUACCGGCUGCAUCCUGCUGGGGGGGCUGUUCGUCUACGACGUCUUCUGGGUGUUUGGGACCAACGUCAUGGUGACAGUUGCCAAGUCCUUUGAAGCACCAAUCAAACUGGUGUUUCCUCAGGAUUUGUUGGAGAAAGGUCUUGAAGCGAGUAACUUCGCCAUGUUGGGUUUGGGGGACAUUGUUAUCCCGGGGAUCUUCAUCGCCCUGCUGCUGCGUUUCGACGUCAGUUUAAAGAAGAACAGCAGGACGUAUUUCUACUCGAGUUUCCUGGCCUACAUCUUCGGGCUUGGCCUCACAAUCUUCAUCAUGCACACCUUUAAACAUGCACAGCCCGCUCUGCUCUACCUGGUCCCGGCCUGCGUCGGCUUCCCCGUCAUCGUAGCGCUGUUCAAAGGAGAGCUCACAGAGAUGUUCAGGUAUGAGGAGUCUCCUCCUGAGGAGGCGGGGCCUAAAGAGGAUCCAUCAGAAACAGAGAAAAAGGACCAAUAGCAUCUGUCGCUGCCCCUCCUGUCUCCGCCCCCAAACACUUUUCAUCCAGCCUGCUGCCACCACAUUUCACCGAAGCCCCACCCUCCCCCACCUCGCCAGCUUCCUGUUUGUCGCUGGGGGAAAUGGGGCUCAUGUAGCCAAACGUGUUUGUCUCUGAUAACCAUGGGAACGGCCGCUGGUCUCCGUGGUAACGGCUGCUGUCGUGCUAGCGGUGGUGGUGCUUCUGAUUAAAGGUUGUUUCGUUCCAACGUCUCAGACUCGGUGCCUACCAUGACCCUCGCUCCAUCUGAGAGCUGCUCACACACACGAACACGCACACGCCCUGACGCCGUUUUAUCCGCUUUAAUGAUCACCGAUCAACGGCUGAGCUGCGGUGUCAUCAGGGUGGAGCUUCCUGUGUGUUGGCAGCUCGUUGGUGCCGAUAGACCAGGAAACCGUGUUUGGUUUAGUCUUUAAACCGCCUUCUUUGUGAAGACAUCACAGUAACGUCAGCCUUUCUGUCCUUUUUUAUAUUUCCUUCAGACCAAACGAAGAACCAUUCCUCCCAUCAAUCCUUCGCUGUGGUUCUUUGUCUCCGUUUCUUCACUUCCUGGUUUAUUUGGCGCCGGCCCGCCGCUUGCUCUGCCUUCUGCUUUCUCACAUCAGCGACUUCUGUCAAGUUUUAUUUAGUUUUGCAUUUUUGUUGUAAAAGGCCAGAAUAUUAAGAUGGAAACUAACGUCUUUUAUUUCUGUGGUUAUUUGUUGAUUUGUUUGAGCUAUUACGAGGGACACCGUCUCCUCAGCAGGAAGUAAACCUCAUAACAGAAAAUUCUAACAGUGCUUUUCCUUGGACAUGGUUAAGUUUGAACAUUUUAGAGGAUGACCUCAGGUUGUUUAACUAUCAGGCGCUGCACACCAUGGGGCCUCUAGGCAAAACCUGUAAGCAUCAACCACGGUACAGAAAUUUUAAUUUGUAAGGUACACCUCACCUUGAGACCUUAAAGUAUGGAGAUGUUCUUUAACUUUUAUGAUUGCUUAAAGCGAAAUAGAGAAGGGCCUCAUGUUGCUCUUUGCCUGGGGCCUCCUGCGGACCGAAACUGUUCAGGGAAAAUGAAGACAAAAACUAAAACAAAAGCUUUGGUAGUGAACCAAAGGGGCUGCAAGUUCAGCUCCUCUCUGUCCUCAUCCAGGUAGGUCAUUACCUGUCCAGAACUGAUUAAAUCAGGUGAGCAUUUAUUUGUCCGGAGUUUAUUAAUCCAGGUCAAAAUUAACCUGUCACGGGUGAUCUAACCAGAUGAGGGUUUACCUGUCCGGGAUUGACUGAAUCAGGUAAACGCCUUCUCGUCUGGGCUUGAUUAAACCAGGUGAACAUUUACCUGUUGGAGACUGAUUAAACCAGGUGAAGUUUACCUGUCUAGGCUUGAUUUAAGCAUUAAAGCGUUUACCCAUCCAGGGAAUAAUAAACCUGGUGAGCCGGUCUUGAGAUUUAGUAUUUACCUGUCUGUAGGAGGACUAAUCCAUGUCAGCGUUUACCUGUCUGGGCUUGAUUAAACCAAGUGAACGUUUACCUGUCCGGAGUAUAAAAAACACAUCGGCACGCUUUGUUUUCGUCUUAAAAUUCUGGCCUGAGAGGAGAAAAGGGAGGAGGAGGCAGGCAGACCUCCUCUGCUGAGCAUUUCCAGUUGUCAUUCUCACCUCUUAUUGGUGGAGGCGGGGCUUUGUAGAUCCUCGUCCAAUAAAAUGUGAGACAAGGAGGAGCGUUGAGUUUUUCUACAAGCAUCUUCAGACUGACCUGAUUGCAGGUUUUAAUUUUAACCCUGUUUCUUUCUCUUUGGGGUUUCUGGCAUAAAAAUAAAGUUAUGUUUUGUCUUCUUGUAGCCUCUGUAUUCCAUGAGAAUUGCAUAAAUAUCCAAUUAAAGCAACGAUGGUGUGGGAGAAUCACCUCUGCACACAGUCAGCACUUCAUCAGACUUCACAGGAUGAAGUUUCCAUAGGCUGAAAAAAAAUCUAGUUUUUUUUUUUUUUAAUAGUGUUUUAAUUUGAGGUUGUGCCUGAAUCAAACCAGUGCUCUCAGACCGUUGUUUCUCUGAGUUUUUGGAUGCUUGUUAAAGACCCUCCACUCUGACUGGACGUAUCCAGCCUCAUUAUUAUUCUGGAUGUUGUUGAUGUUGAUGCUAUAUUGAAAGAUGCACAGUUUUGUAUUUUGACUUGAAAAAACUAUAAAAAAAAUAGAAAUAUCAUUCUCAUUUUCAGCUCAGUGACGUUCAGUAGCUCUUCAUCAUUUUAAAUAUAAAGUACCUGAAAUGUUUUAUGUUUAUUUCUCUUUAUUUUUCUCUGGUUGCAUUUGUGCAGGAGGUCGUUUCACGGCCCGGACUGUAUCGAUUUUAUUUGCAAUAAACUUUUUGGUGUUUCGAUCACCGUAUAAAGAA
Molecule: messenger RNA, 3826 nt
Organism: Cheilinus undulatus (humphead wrasse)
Lineage: Eukaryota; Metazoa; Chordata; Actinopteri; Labriformes; Labridae
Gene: hm13
Product: histocompatibility (minor) 13
Exons: 13
Coding region: 183-1418 (411 amino acids)
Biological process (GO): membrane protein proteolysis
Cellular component (GO): lumenal side of endoplasmic reticulum membrane; cytoplasmic side of endoplasmic reticulum membrane; membrane
Molecular function (GO): aspartic endopeptidase activity, intramembrane cleaving
Source: RefSeq, a predicted model, not a curated record